Molecule: messenger RNA, 1694 nt
Organism: Clupea harengus (Atlantic herring)
Lineage: Eukaryota; Metazoa; Chordata; Actinopteri; Clupeiformes; Clupeidae
Product: glutathione hydrolase 7-like
Exons: 12
Coding region: 162-1694 (510 amino acids)
Biological process (GO): glutathione catabolic process
Cellular component (GO): plasma membrane
Molecular function (GO): glutathione gamma-glutamate hydrolase
Source: RefSeq, a predicted model, not a curated record
ACGCAUUUGGAGCGUCAUCACCCGAGAGCAGUCUGAUCACGUGGUUUUGCACCUGAUGACCAUUGACUUUGAAAUGGUUUACGGAUACUUCUGUACCCCCCCAACCCUGAAUCCCUGCUUUGGGAGUUAGACAUAGUUUACAAUAAGCGUAAUACAGAACAAUGGACAUGCGCAGCUCUUCUGACAGCAGCAAAGAGGCUCGUGGACAAAACCCUCGCUGUGAUGGAACAAGAUUAAGCCCCGAGAUGAAACUAACCAGCUGCAGACCGGUGCUCGGUUAUAAGACCAUGCAAGCUGCAUCUACCAAGUGCCUUGAAUCACGUGCAGAUGGCAGACCAGCUGGGACUGGCGUCGCUCCGACUGAUUUGGAAGAGCAACCGAUAGAGCUGUGUGACUUCAGCUGCGACCCUGACAUCUAUAGUUUGGAUUCUUUUAAAGAGACUAAGAGUGACCCUUUCGAAAGGAAGUCUUUGAAAUCGCUUUAUUGUGAUGAGGGCUUAGUGCGCAUCCUCGCCGUUUGCAUCACGUUUGCGGUUGGAGUGACCCUUGCUCUUGUUGUCCAUAUUUAUGUCGGACUUCCUGAGGCAGUGGGCCCUGGGGUGGUCGUGACGGACAGUAAGCUGUGUGCGUUGCUCGGGCUGGGGGUGAUCAGAGAUGGGGGAUCCAGUGUGGACGCUGCCAUCACUACUGCACUUUGCCAGAGCGUCGUGCAUCCACACAUCUCCGGCAUAGGAGGCGGUGGGGUCAUGCUGGUCCAUGAUGGACGAAAAAAUGAAAGCGUGGUGAUUGAUUUUGGUGAAACAGCUCCCUCUAGAAUCCAAGAGGAAAUGCUACAACAUGACCUGCAGCACAAGUCAGGCCUUCUUGUUGGGGUGCCAGGCAUGCUCAGAGGGUUACACCAAGCACAUCAACAGUAUGGAAGGGCGCACUGGUAUGACGUGGUGGUGAGGGCAGCCAACAUAGCAAAACAAGGAUUUAAUGUCUCUGACAGCCUGGCCCAGGCCAUAGAGUCUCAGAGGGGGAAGAAUGUGUCUGAGCGCUUCAAGGGGAUGUUUUUACCGCAUGGUCAGCCGCUUUCUGCAGUCGCCACCCUGAAAUUACCCGAAUUGGCUGCUGUUCUGGACCGUGUUGCCUGCCAUGGGGUGGACGAGUUCUACCACGGGAAUAUCUCUGAGGAGAUAGCAGUUACAGUGCAGGCUAAUGGGGGGGUGCUGACCAGAGAAGAUCUGGCUAACUACAGCUCGGUGCAGCGAGAGGCUCUAACAAGCCAGUACAAGGGGUACCAGGUGCUUGUGCCCCCUCCCCCCUAUACAGGUGGAGUCCUGCUGUCCUUCCUCAAUAUCAUGGAGGGCUUUAAGUUCACUGAACAAAAACAAGAAGGCGCCUCCCACUGGAUUGCAGAGUCUCUAAAAGCAGCCCUAGCCAUGGCAAGUGGGUUAGCGGAUCCGAACUUUGUCACCUCUGUCUCAGACACCAUCUCUAACAUGCUAAGUAAACCACAUGCUGCUGUCCUGCGUCAAAUGAUCAGAAACUCCAGCAGUGCCCUUCCCCCCCACCAUUACCCAGCGCUCCAUAGCCUGCAGGGCGGGGCCAGUGCUUCCAGCCAAGUGCUCGUCAUGGGUCCUGAUGACCUUAUCGUGUCACUAUCAUGGUACCCUGAGCAUUUCUGUGAUGAACACUAUGUGAUGCUGUGA